This is a messenger RNA of Eptesicus fuscus (big brown bat), 5671 nucleotides long. It is a transcript of the gene DHX33, whose product is annotated as DEAH-box helicase 33. Gene Ontology annotation, biological process: positive regulation of transcription by RNA polymerase I. Gene Ontology annotation, cellular component: nucleolus; intracellular anatomical structure. Gene Ontology annotation, molecular function: ATP binding; RNA binding. The record is from RefSeq and is a predicted model, not a curated record. The transcript is spliced from 12 exons. NCBI's taxonomy places the organism in Eukaryota, Metazoa, Chordata, Mammalia, Chiroptera, Vespertilionidae. Bases 47 to 2155 code for a protein of 702 amino acids.
UGCGAGCUGCCCGCCCUCGCUCCUCCAGUCUCUGCGCCCUCCCGCCAUGCCCGAGGAGGCGGGCUUCCCGCCGCCUAAGAGAUUCCGGCAGGGCCUUGGGCCUCCGAGCCACGACGGGAGGCGAGUGGUAAUGCUGAGUGCGGGCGGCGGCGGCGGCGGAGGAGGAGGAGGAGGCCGGCGGCGGCAGCCGCCCCUGGCCCAGCCCUCGGCCAGUCCCUACCCCGAGGCCGUGGAGCUGCAGCGCCGGAGUCUGCCCAUCUUCCAGGCGCGGGGGCAACUGUUGGCCCAGCUCCGAAACCUGGACAGCGCCAUCCUCAUCGGGGAAACUGGCUCUGGGAAGACCACUCAGCUCCCUCAGUACCUCUAUGAAGGGGGCGUUGGGCGCCAGGGCAUCAUUGCUGUGACCCAGCCUCGGCGAGUGGCGGCCAUCUCUCUUGCUACUAGAGUCUCAGAUGAGAAGAGAACUGAACUCGGGAAGCUGGUUGGCUAUACAGUGCGCUUCGAUGACGUCACCUCAGAAGACACCAGGAUCAAGUUCCUGACCGACGGCAUGCUUCUGCGGGAAGCCAUCUCAGACUCCUUGCUUCGGAAGUACAGCUGCGUCAUUUUGGAUGAAGCCCACGAGCGGACCAUCCACACUGACGUGCUCUUUGGCGUGGUGAAGGCCGCACAGAAGAGGCGGAAGGAGCUGGGGAAGCUGCCUCUCAAAGUGAUCGUGAUGUCAGCUACGAUGGAUGUGGACCUGUUCUCUCAGUAUUUCAAUGGAGCUCCUGUCCUCUACCUGGAGGGUCGGCAGCAUCCAAUCCAGAUUUUUUACACCAAACAGCCUCAGCAAGAUUACUUGCACGCCGCACUUGUCUCAGUCUUCCAGAUUCACCAGGAAGCCCCUUCCUCGCAGGACAUCCUGGUGUUCCUCACUGGCCAGGAGGAAAUCGAAGCCAUGAGCAAGACCUGCCGAGACAUCGCAAAGCACCUCCCCGACGGCUGCCCCCCCCUGCUGGUCCUGCCUCUGUACGCCUCCCUGCCCCAUGCGCAGCAGCUCCGCGUCUUCCAGGCGGCGCCGAAGGGCUAUCGCAAAGUGAUCAUUUCAACCAACAUCGCUGAAACCUCCAUAACCAUUACAGGAAUAAAAUAUGUAGUUGACACGGGCAUGGUUAAAGCCAAGAAGUAUAACCCUGACAGUGGCCUGGAGGUGUUAGCUGUGCAGCGGGUGUCAAAGACGCAGGCGUGGCAACGCACCGGACGCGCUGGCAGAGAGGACAGCGGCGUCUGUUACCGGCUCUACACAGAGGAUGAGUUUGAGAAGUUUGAGAAGAUGACCGUGCCAGAGAUCCAAAGGUGUAACCUGGCGAGCGUGAUGCUGCAGCUCCUAGCCAUGAAAGUCCCCAACGUGCUCACCUUCGACUUCAUGUCCAAACCGUCUCCAGAUCACGUUCAGGCGGCCAUCGCCCAGCUGGACCUGUUAGGUGCCCUUGAACACAAGGAUGCGCAGCUCACCCUGACUCCACUCGGAAGGAAGAUGGCAGCAUUUCCCUUAGAGCCCAAAUUUGCCAAAACCAUCCUCCUGUCCCCCAAAUUCCACUGUACGGAGGAGAUACUGACCAUUGUCUCCCUGCUGUCCGUGGACAGCGUCCUCUACAGCCCGCCCUCCCGGCGGGAUGAAGUGCAGGGCGUCCGGAAGAAGUUCAUAUCCAGCGAGGGCGAUCACGUCACCCUGCUCAACAUCUACCGGACCUUCAGAAACUUGGGUGGAAAUAAGGAUUGGUGCAAAGAGAAUUUUGUCAACAGCAAGAAUAUGAUGCUAGUAGCUGAAGUCAGAGCCCAGCUGAGGGAUAUCUGUGUAAAGAUGUCCAUGCCCAUGAUGUCAUCCCGAGGGGACAUGGAGACGGUCCGCCGCUGCCUGGCUCACAGCCUCUUCAUGAGCACCGCCGAGCUCCAGCCAGACGGGACCUACGCCACCACAGACACGCACCAGCCGGUGGCCAUCCACCCCUCGUCCGUCCUCUUCCACUGCAAGCCAGCCUGCGUCGUGUACACCGAGCUGCUCCACACCAACAAGUGCUACAUGCGCGACCUCUGCGUGGUGGACGCCGAGUGGCUGUACGAGGCCGCCCCCGAGUACUUCCGCAGGAAGCUGAGGGCCAGCAGGAGCUGAGCCACGGCCUGGGGGCUGGGCCACAGCGUCCUCCUAACUGACUGCCCGCUCGGCGCCUAGAGAGGCAGCGGGUUUUAACCCUCCAGAACCUGCCCGACUUCCUGGAGCUUACACGUGUCUUUCUUUAAACUCCUGAGGCUGAAUGAAUCAUGUAGACGGGUAGAUACUAUUCAUACCUUUGAAACAUCAAAAUUGUGCUUUAGGUCCUUGCUGGGUGACUUUGGGUGACAUAGUUAACUUCGGAGCCCCCGUUUCUUAGAUGCCAAAGGGAGCAAUAAUCCUCAUAGGGUUGGGGUCAUGAGGCUUAGAGAAAAUGAAAGAUGAACAUUGAAUUGUUGGCUUCAUCUUCCUGCUUUUUACAUAAUGUGAAUUGAGUACCACAGGCUCCCCAGUUCUCGAGACCAAGGGACUUUCCAGAAGGGGACAGUGGGAGGGCACAGAGCUGUUGUCUUGAUCUAUUUUAAUGUCUGUCUGUACAGAGUAUUUUUUUAAUCCUCACCCAAGGAUAUAUUUUCCACUGAUCUUCAGAGAGAGUGGGAGGGGAGAGACAGACAGAAACAUCAAUGUGAGAGAGACACAUUGAUUGGUUCCCUCCCGCACACACCCCAGCCAGGUCAGGGGUCAAGCCUGCAACUGAAGCAUGCACCCUUGACCGGAAUCGAACCCUUCGGUCUGCGGUCAGUACACUAACCACUGAGAAACCCAGCCAGAACUGUGCAGAGUUUUUUGGGUUUUCUUAAUAUGUUUUUAUUUAUUUCAGAGAGGGAGAGUGAGAUAGAAGCAUCAAUGAUGAUAGCGAAUCAUUGAUCGAUUGCCUCCUGCAUGCCCCACACUGGGGGGUCGAGUCCGCAACCUGGGCAUGUGCCCUGACUGGGAAUCAAACCAUGGCCUCUUGGUUCAUAGGUCAAUGCUCAACCACUGAGCCACGCUGGCUGGUCCAGAGUCUUUCAAUAGAAAACAUAAGAGGGUGAGAUCUGUAGACGUUUUGGUGGAGAGGUGCUGGCCGCUCCUGCUGAACCUCUUCCUCAGGUGAGGACGCUUGCUGCCUCCAAGCAGAGGAGUGGAGCAGCGCCUGCGGGUUGCCGAGCUGAGCAUCUUCGUCCUUGGUGCUUCUGUGGCGGCCAUCCUCACCUGCCCUUCCGGGAGGCGUGGACGUUUCCUGGGUGAAGGUUGAUUUGUAUCUUCUGAAUCCUGCCAGGUGUAACUGCGGGAAACUGGCCCGGAGGGUGAUGGCCCCAGCAUACAGCUGCUGUGUCUCUGUAAUGGCACGCAGAAUAUGUGAGCAGAAGGAACGACUCCAGGCUACAUUUCAGCCACUUCUCUUCUGGCAGGGCCACUGGUCAGAGAGCUGUUGGGGUGGAGGGAGAGACGAAUGGUCCAUGAGAACCAGGCAGCAUUGGCUCACCCCAUUCACAACAUCUGGCGGUUAUAUUCUAGCUUUUAUUUAUUUUAUCUUCUUUCCUCCUUUGGGACUUGGGCACAACCUGGGUUUGUUACUUCCUAACAAAGUGGCCAUCGCUCUCUAACCCUAGUGUCUACAUUUCUCAGAGGGAAUUGGUGGUUCUCCGCCCUCUCUUCCUAUCCUCUUUUUUUGGGAAGGGAAGAGACAUUAACGGUCCUUCUUAGCUAUUUAGUUACCAAAAGUGACUGGAUGUCUUGUCCUAGAAGCAGCCAAGAUUUAGCCUUUUUAAUGUGCUUAAUUGGUCUAAACGCGUGUGCAGUAUUUUGGUCAUUAUGCACAGUGAGCCAUGCCGCUUCUGUGCGAGGGGCCAACUGAGAGGCCCUGCAGGGGCAGCGGACGGUCUCUGCACUCGGGAUCCAGGGCACUCCGAGACCAGCCUGCUGAGCUCCCGGGGCCCGUCCCAUCGGUGCGUGUCUGCCCGCCGCGUCUGCUCGGGCUUCCAGCACGCGCUGGGGCCCCGAGAAGUCCAGCUCUUAUGUGGUGCUCAGGCACUUGACACUUAAUUGUUAGAAAUAUUUACGUUUAGGCCAAAUAGGAUUCAGCAGAUCCGGUGUACCCUAUCUCAGUGAUUUCCAACCUUUUCCGUCUCAUGGCACACAUGAACUAAUUCAAAUUCUGCGGCACAUCAAAAAAAAUAUUUUUUGCCAACCUGACCCAAAAAUUAGGUAUACUUUUGAUUCAUUCACACUAGACAGCCAUUGUAUUGGCUGUUGUCUUUUUUUUUUUUUUUAAUCUAAGGGAAAAGAGGUCAGUGCCCCUAACUAGUCAGGUAUUGCAUGUUUUAAAAAUUCUUGCAGCACACCGGUUGGAAAAUCGCUGCCCUGUUUUAUUGAAUACUUAGACUUUUAGCAGGCUCUUCCUCAGAUUGACUUGUUUUUACUGUUGCUAACUUUCUGGAAAGUUUUUCAGAAGGUUUUUAAAGUGUAUUUUUCUUAUUUAUUUAAUAGAGGCCUAGGAUGUUUAGCCCGACUUGGUAAGAGAAAAUGUAUUUUUAAUAAAAAAUUAACCAUGUUGGUAAAAAAAAAAAAAAAAGCGGGGCGAUAUAUCAUGUCCCUCCGCAAAUUCUCUCUCUUAGAAUAAUUGUGUCCAAUUGAAGUACUUUAAGAGUUUCUGGAAAAUGUAUAUUCUUUUCUAAGCAGGAAUAAGGGAUAGAUAGCUUCUAAGUAGCUUUAAUGUUUCUGUACAGAAAUAUGUUUAUCACUGUAACAUUCUGGUAGACCUUUAAUACAGUAGCUUUUUAUUGGGCUUUUUAAAAAGUUAUUUUUUAACAUAGCUGCUCAGGGAUUACAUCAGAUUGGAAAACUCAUUCUGACUCCACAUGUCCUACAAAGAAGUAAAUGGUUAUUUAUAUUGAGCUGCAGGGGAUAGUACAUUUUAAACUUAAGAAAGUUGAAUGUUUCACAAUGAUGUUGCAAAGUGAUCUUGAGCUACUCUUUUUCUAUUGGUAAAACCUCUUUUCCUGUCUGCAAUCCAUGUCUGGGUGAAUCACCAGCUCCCAUGAGCAGCUUCAUGUAAAUAGAUGCACUCCAAGCAGAUUGCAUGCCUGCUACCGGUGUUGAUCUACUUCCAGGAAUCGUGGCGCGUGGAACAUCCGAGCAACACAAAUUCCAUUACAGGGAAAGAACUGUAAAGUUCUCUCCCGACACCUGGUCCUUGUUAAUAACCCUUACUUAAUUAAUGUUGCAUCUCUGCUGGUUGUAAAGAGAUGCCAGAAUGGAGACAAGUUUUUGCUCUGUGGGUAAAACCUUUAUUUAAAUCCAUUUAAUCCAGCAUCAAGAACUGCUUGGAACUGUGGCCAGGCAUCUAAGAUACCAUUCCGUGAGCAUAUAAGGGAGCACUGCAUCUGUCCAGGGAAGCAGGAUUCAAUUAUAUCUUAUUUGUUCAGAACGUAAUUUGCAGAGGGAAAAACACAGACAAAUCAAGCUGGUUCAGGUUUAUGGUGUACUUAGAGAAUCUGAUGUCAUUCAAAUAGACAUAGCUUUACAGAAACAUCUGUUCUUGUAUUUAAUGCUCAAAUUUGCACAUGACUAUCAAAUUAAUUAAAAAUGAAUCUU